AUGGCCGAUGAUGGAAUGCUUCUAAACUUUGACCUAGGGUCUGGCCCUGUCAAACCCCAGGUCAAGUUCAAGGGUGGACGCUGGCGCGACAGGAAGCAGGCUGAAAAGUCAGCAAGGAUAGCCUCCGGAAAACAGUCUCAGCCAAAGUCUUCGACAGAUGGACCCGACGACGGAAGAUCCUCAAAACGACAGAGGACAGACGAUGGAGACUUUGACGAUGGCUUUGAUUAUAAGUCAGCCAACCGAUUUGGUUCGCGACCAAGGCAUUUCGACAACGAUGGCCACGGAGGAGCGUCAGGCCAAUCUAGGAGCCAUCAAUCGGACGGCAAGUCGAAACAAGUUAUCUCGCGCCUCUUCUCAUUCAAUCCCGCUCAAAAGACGGAGGCAGAAGAGAAGCAGGAAGAAUGGACUGCCCCAGAAGCGACCAAUGCGCCACUGUCAGAUGUCGCCAACUUCGGAACCUUGACAAUAUCUGCUCGACUUGUAGACGAACUCGGCAAGAUGGGCCUCGAGCGACCCACGGGUAUUCAGAAUAAAGUCAUCCCUCACAUGCUGACGAGCAGCUCCGAUGCGUUUGUCCAGGCCGAAACUGGUUCCGGAAAGACCUUGGCUUACCUUUUGCCUAUCCUACAUCGCGUUCUGCUUCUAAGUGUGAAGGGAGGUGCCCAGAUCCAUCGAGACUCUGGCGCUUUCGCAAUCAUUGUUGCACCUACUCGUGAACUUGCCAAGCAGGUCCACACAGUUCUCGAAAAGCUCAUUCGACCGUUUCCAUGGCUUGUCUCGACAGCGAUCACAGGAGGAGAGUCCAAGAAGGCAGAGAAGGCCCGCAUACGAAAGGGCGUCAAUUUCUUGGUCGCCACCCCCGGACGACUUGCUGAUCACAUCGACAACACCAAGGCGCUUAACCUCAGCAUCGUCCGAUGGCUGAUUCUCGAUGAAGGCGAUCGACUUAUGGACUUGGGUUUCGAGGAUGACUUGAAGAAGGUCAUCACAGCACUCAAGGCAGUCGACGUAUCGGAUACGCUACCCGAUGGAACACCGCUCAAGGCCCUACCAGAACGAAGAGUUACAGUACUGUGCUCGGCCACUAUGAAGAUGAACGUGCAGAAGCUCGGAGAAAUGAGUUUGGCGGAUGCGACAUUCCUAGCAGCAAAGAAGGAGGAUAUGGAGCUCGAUGUGCAAAAGAGCGAGAUGAAGGCACCUGCACAGCUUCACCAGUACUAUUCCGUGGUUCCUGCCAAGCUACGACUCGUUACUUUGAUCUCGUAUCUCAAGUCUACAUUCUCCCGGCGCGGAAAGACCAUGAAAGCUAUCAUAUUUAUAUCUUGCGCCGACUCUGUCGAUUUUCACUACGAACUGUUACGAGACCCCAACACUGCCGAAGCACCUGUGGCGGCUUCCAAGGAGGCAGAAUCAAUCUCGAAGACAGUGUCAAAGGCGGCGUACAUCACUUCACCGGCGAGCCCCGAGGUUGUCCUCCACAGGAUGCAUGGAUCUCUAUCGCAGCCUAUCCGUACAGCUACUCUUAAAUCAUUCUCAGCUUGCAAAUCACCGUCUCUUCUUAUCACGACCGAUGUUUCUUCCCGAGGUCUAGAUAUUCCUUCGGUUGAUCUAGUUAUCGAGUACGACCCUGCGUUCAGCUUCGCCGAUCAUAUUCAUCGUGUCGGUCGAACUGCUCGUGCUGGUAAACCUGGUGACGCUCUACUAUUCCUCCUCCCCGGAACUGAAGAAGGCUAUAUCGAGCUAAUGAAGGGGUCAACAACGCCAACACCACAAUCAUACGAUUCAAUCCUGCAAAAGGGAAUGAUGACCAAGCUCGAAUUCCCGGUUGAGACGACUGCGAAACCGGAAGAUGGACAUUCUUUCCACGACAAGGCGGAGUCUCUUCAGUUGCACAUCGAACAGCGCCUGCUCGAAGAUACCAAGCGUCUAGAACUUGCUCGAAAUGGCUUCAAGUCCCACAUCAGAGCAUAUGCUACACAUACCAAGGAGGAGAGGAAGCACUUUGACAUUUCAGAACUACACCUGGGACACACGGCCAAGAGCUACGGUUUGAGAGAAGCGCCUGGCGGCAUCGGACAAGGUGUGGAGAGGAAGACCAAGAAGCGAAUGAAUAAGGGUGUCGAGAAGGACCCGGAGCAGGCUGCGGGAGACGAGAGGCAAAACCAGAACAUAAUCAGGAAGAAGAGUAUGAUGUUGAUGAACUCGGCAGCGGACGAGUUCAAUAUUGGUUAG
Fusarium pseudograminearum CS3096 is the source of this 2235-nucleotide messenger RNA. RefSeq lists its product as uncharacterized. Bases 1 to 2235 code for a protein of 744 amino acids. Gene Ontology annotation, biological process: ribosome biogenesis. Gene Ontology annotation, molecular function: ATP binding; nucleic acid binding. Gene Ontology annotation, cellular component: nucleus. Lineage: Eukaryota; Fungi; Ascomycota; Sordariomycetes; Hypocreales; Nectriaceae. The transcript has a single exon. The record is from RefSeq and is a predicted model, not a curated record.